AUUUGACAUGUGUGUGAUUUUCGGCUGAUCGGCCAGUGUUUAUAUUAAAUUUUUGCAAUCGGUCUAGGAUUCCACUCUCGAAAUGAGCUCGAGAAACUCUGCAUUAGCAUCAUUAACCGCAACAUACACAGACUCAGAAAAUGAAGAGGAACACAGCGACGAGAAUAGCCCGGAAACCGAAAGUUCAGCAGAUUCACAACAACGCCCGUCAUCCAAUAGAUCAUACACUCCCGUGCGAAACAGCCCCGAACCGCAACCUCCAGAACAGCAACCAAAAUCUUCUGCGAACAAGGCCCUUCGUCUCGUGAGUUACAACGACGAUAACGCCGUAUCAGAUGACGAGAACACCUCCCCAAACCGCGACACAAUCGCGAUGGAAAUCUCAGAAGAAGACGACGCUCCAGACAAAACUGAGGAACCGCCGGUCAAAGAGAAUUUGACCGACAAGUACGCGCACUAUGGCUUCUCGCUACCUCCAGAACCGAAAGGGAAAGUUCCACAAGAACUCCAGGAUAAAAUUCAGCAAUUCUACGAUAAAAUGCGCAACUCGAAUAUGGAUAUGAAUAAGAUUAUUCAGGAACGGAAGGAUUUCCGUAAUCCAAGCAUUUACGAGAAGUUGAUUAGCUAUUGUGACAUUAACGAGUUUGGGACGAACUAUCCGCCGGAAAUUUACGACCCGCUGCAAUGGGGACCGGAGUCUUAUUAUGAGGAGCUGGCCAAGGCGCAGAAGACUGAAAUGGCGAAACGCCAGAAGGAGAGGAAAGAGGGCGACAAGGCGGAUCAAGCUGCCGCUGCUGCCAAGAAAGCCGAGGAGGAAGCUAAGAAGAGGAAAUCUAAGUGGGAUCAGCCGGCGCCAACUGCCCAAUCAGUGGCUAAGACGAAUAUUCCUCCCCCAACGUUGACUUCAAAUGUCACUGGCACAAAGGGUACAGUCAUAUCCGCGUUCGGGUCGCUUCCGAAGAAAGUGAAUAUGUAAAUGGGAUUUACCGUGAUUUCUUUAAAUAUAAGAGUUUUAUUUUAGUUUAUUAUAA
Messenger RNA from Hermetia illucens (black soldier fly), 1031 nucleotides. RefSeq names its product SAP30-binding protein. The transcript is spliced from 3 exons. The record is from RefSeq and is a predicted model, not a curated record. Gene Ontology annotation, biological process: regulation of DNA-templated transcription. Gene Ontology annotation, cellular component: nucleus. Lineage: Eukaryota; Metazoa; Arthropoda; Insecta; Diptera; Stratiomyidae. The coding region runs from base 83 to 976 and encodes 297 amino acids.